UUUAAAUGUAGUUUGGUAUUUCAAUAUUGUCAAAAUGACAAAAGGUGGAAAGAGAUAUUCCCUAAUGGAAAAUGAUGGAAAAUGGUUUAUUCAUGCAGACGUGUCAGUUACUGAAACUACCAGACAGGAGGCUUGCACAAGCACAAGACCUAUUCUAAAUAAAAACACAGGGAUAAGCUAUCCGUUUUCAGCUCACGAUAACAGAUCAGCAUUGCAAGACAACAUCAAAGUAUUUGAUGAUGGCUUGGGGCGAAAGAAGUGCCUGGACGAAAGGAGACAACAAAACUCCUCCUGUCUGCGCAACCAUGGUGAUGUGACCGACUCGGGGUUGACCAAAGCAGACUUCUCAGCCUAUCACACAGACUACCCAGACAGCCAGUCUACAGGUAGUGCUACCUUCAGGCGUUUCCCCAGAAACCAUCUGGAAAAGUCCACCGCAGCUGCUAGUGCCUUGGAAGCAGAGCCGUUCAUGUGGUUUGGAAGGCAUGACUUGGACCACCCUCUACCCCUGGGAGUUUGGGCUGCUACCAACUGCUCUAGUACCUUCAAGACAAAACACCAUCCGCAUAACCAGCAUCAGAAUAAGAAAUGA
Molecule: messenger RNA, 592 nt
Organism: Hypomesus transpacificus
Lineage: Eukaryota; Metazoa; Chordata; Actinopteri; Osmeriformes; Osmeridae
Gene: tex36
Product: testis expressed 36
Exons: 4
Coding region: 35-592 (185 amino acids)
Source: RefSeq, a predicted model, not a curated record